AUGAAGUAUUUCAUUCUUUCGUCACUACUCGCCACCGCAAUCGCCUUCCCCUCAAAAAAUUCUGCCAGCAGUGAAGAGUUCGGAGUGGCAUUUCAGAACAAUCGUAACUAUCCCAGCAACUUGCAGAAUGGCUUGAAUCAACUGAAUGGACAAAACUAUCCCAACAACUUCAAUGGACAGAGUUAUCCAAACUCACAAAAUGGAGGUUUCCGAGGAAAUCAGAGACAGAAUGGAGGCAAUGCGCAAUUUGGAAACCAACAAGGUUUUGGAUACGGCUACCCUCGCGGAUUCCAGCAAAAUGGAGGAUAUCCACAAUUUGGGAGUCAGCAACAGAAUGGUGGCUACCAACCCUGGAAUCAGCAACAACAGCAAAACGAAGCAUAUCCUCCGUUUGGAAAUCAGCAAAAUGGUGGAUUCAAUCCAUUCCCUCAGUUUGGACAAAAUCAGCCAUAUGAAGAAGUUGCAAACUCUACCGAAGAAGGAGACUCCGUUAAUGGUCUAUUCCAGGGACAACAACAAGAAAAUGGCAGCUUCCCUCCUGUAGGACAAGGUGCCGUAAGCAAUGGUUUCCAUGACCAAGCUUCACAAAACGACAGCUUCCAGCAAGGUUUCCCUCAACAAGCUGAAAGCCAAGGAUUCCCAGGUUUCAAUCAGUUCCCCUUCGGCGGACAAGGACAACAGAAUGGUCAAGCUGCAGCUAUGCAGAAAAAAUAA
This is a messenger RNA of Strongylus vulgaris, 714 nucleotides long. NCBI's taxonomy places the organism in Eukaryota, Metazoa, Nematoda, Chromadorea, Rhabditida, Strongylidae. The record is from the annotation of a GenBank genome assembly.